AUGACCCAGUCCCAUGUUCCGGAUACCUAUCGAGGUCCCCGACACCAGGGCGAAUAUGAUCGUCUGCGGACUCAGCAUGAUCUUGUGAAGGCCGCAAUGAAUGGGAAGCUCUUAUAUUGCCCUGCGGAUCUCACAAAGCCCGAUCUCCAUGUUCUAGACUCCGCCACCGCUGAAGGUACUUGGUUGAUCGAUCUGGCUCAAUCGGUUCCUUCAACUGCGACACUUUAUGGCACCGACAUCGCCCCCCAGCACUUUGUUCCAGAGAAUGAGCGGCCUUCAAACGUGCAUCUCUCCCCUCAUUCCAUUUUUGACGCUUGGCCCGCCGAGUUUCAAAACAGCUUUGACGUGGUGCAUCAGCGCUUUGUUCUGACCGUUGGCUCCAAUGAAACAGCUCAGGAGGCCGUGAAAUUGUUGUUUUCAUGUGUGAAGCCUGGGGGCUGGAUUGAAUUACAUGAAGGAAAUAUGCUUUCAAUUCAGGAGGGGCCUGAACAUGCCGCAUUCAUGAAGUUCCGCGAUAUUAUGGUCAACGCAUGGGCGGCCAUAGGAAAUCAGCCGAGCCCGGGAUCAUUCCUGGUACCCUGGCUAAAGAGUGCGGGAGCUGUUGAUAUUCAAGAAAGUGUCCAGACUAUCAAGGUUGGAGCUGCAUCAGAGAAUAAAGAACAAGGCGAAAGAGCUGUGACUGUUUUGCUCUAUCUUCUCGACGGAAUGAAAAAGAUGCUGUGUGGUAAGCCAGGCCAACCUGAUAGCAACGAUUUUGAUGAUCUUCGCAAGGAACUAGAGGUUGAGCUUCGCACUGUUGGGAACGUUUACUACUAUCAUCUUGCUUGGGCACAGAAAGCCCAGAAAGGCCCAGAGCCCCACAGGCUGUGA
Penicillium maclennaniae is the source of this 870-nucleotide messenger RNA. It is a transcript of the gene gliN, whose product is annotated as N-methyltransferase gliN. The transcript is spliced from 2 exons. The record is from RefSeq and is a predicted model, not a curated record. The coding region runs from base 1 to 870 and encodes 289 amino acids. NCBI's taxonomy places the organism in Eukaryota, Fungi, Ascomycota, Eurotiomycetes, Eurotiales, Aspergillaceae.